Molecule: messenger RNA, 513 nt
Organism: Pogoniulus pusillus (Red-fronted tinkerbird)
Lineage: Eukaryota; Metazoa; Chordata; Aves; Piciformes; Lybiidae
Product: putative PDZ domain-containing protein PDZK1P1
Exons: 3
Coding region: 1-513 (170 amino acids)
Biological process (GO): protein localization to plasma membrane
Cellular component (GO): apical plasma membrane
Molecular function (GO): protein binding; protein-membrane adaptor activity
Source: RefSeq, a predicted model, not a curated record
AUGGCUCUAAUAGGUGCCCAAAUUUCCCCCUUCUCAUACUACUACAAAACCCAAGAUCCAGCUUCAGCUAAAACAGAGGAAAGUGCAGAGUUGCACAGCGAGCAAAAAGUGAAGCACAAGCCAAGAAUCUGCAAGAUGGUGAAAGGGCCCAGUGGAUUUGGCUUCAGUUUAAACAUGAUCAAGAACAAGCCUGGACUGUUCAUCAAUGAGGUACAAAGCCAGGGGCCAGCUGGCGCAGCAGGCGUAGAAAACAACGACUUCUUGGUGGAAGUGAACGGGGUGAAUGUGACCAACGACUCCUAUGACAAAGUGGUGGCAAGAAUCCAAGGCAGUGGUGACAGACUAACACUGCUGGUGUGCAGCAAAGAUGCUUACACCUACUUCCAAAGCCAGAACAUUCCCAUCACAGCCUCUAUGGCAGAUCCAGUCCACGAGAGUUCUGAGCCUCCUGCUUAUACGCAAAACAUCUGUCAGAGACAGGAAGAAAGUCGCCUGAACCAAGGAAAAGGGUGA